CUUUACAACUAAAAUCCAGCAGAGCAUCACUCUGUCACACACACAUGAUGGAUACACCAUCACAUGUUCUGCCAGAUAUCCUGUGGAUGGAGGAAAACAUGUGAAGACAUCAGAGACAGAAGAGACUCUCAGUGUUUCAUAUGCUCCUAAAGACACCUCAGCAUCCAUCAGUCCAUCAGGUUUGGUGUCAGCAGGUAGCUGGGUGAAGCUGAACUGCUCCAGCAGAGCCAAGCCUCCCGUCAGCAGCUUCACCUGGUUGAAGAUCAGCACAGAGGCACCCGUUAAUGUGUCUGAGGGACCGGUUCACAGCUUCAGUGCAACGGAUGGAGAAGUUUAUUACUGUGUGGCUGCAAAUAAACUGGGAAACCAGAAGUCCUAAGAAAUCCGUCUUAUUAUUGAAGAGAUGAAGGAGGAAUGUGGGAGUUUCAUGGCGGCCCUGUCUGUGAACGUGGUGACAGUCAACAUGUUACUGAGUGUCUUCUUUCUUUCAGGUGUUUUUGCUGGUUGUGAUGAGAACAGAGUUGGUCUCUUCAUCACUGCACCAAAGCAGAUGGAAGCACUGAGUGGAUCUUGUUUGCAAAUCCCAUGUAGCUUUAGAGAUAAACCAGGAGAAAAGGAUGAAAGAAAAAUGUUUGAUGGCAGCAGAGAAACCUUUGGGGUGUGGAUUAAAAGUGACCCAAAGUAUGGAAAUAAUCAGGAUUAUAUUUUUAACAGCAGUAAGUCAAAAAAUCCCUUUACAAUGAAAAUAAUUGGAAACCUGAGUCAGAAAAACUGCACCACUUUGUUUUAUAAUUUAAACACAAGUCAGUCAGACACAUACUUCUUCAGGAUUGAGAACGAACCGUUCAAGGCAACAGCUGAAUGUGAUCCUCUUAAUAUAACAGUUACAGAUUCUCCUCAGAGACCCAGAAUAGAAAUCUCAGGUGAUGUGAAGGACCUGAAGGAGAAAGAGUCUGUCACUAUAACCUGCUCAGCUUUCACUCCCUGUCCACACUCCCCUCCUGAACUCACCUGGAAUCUCCAACAAGACUCUCACACACAAACAGAGGAAAACACAGAUGGAACCUUUACAACUAAAAUCCAGCAGAACAUCACUCUGUCACACAGACAUGAUGGAUACACCAUCACAUGUUCUGCCAGAUAUCCUGUGGAUGGAGGAAAAUGUGUGAACACAUCAGAGACAGAAGAGACUCUCAGUGUUUCAUAUGCUCCUAAAAACACCUCAGCAUCCAUCAGUCCAUCAGGUUUGGUGUCAGCAGGUAGCUGGGUGAAGCUGAGCUGCUCCAGCAGAGCCAAGCCUCCCGUCAGCAGCUUCACCUGGUUGAAGAUCAGCACAGAGGGACCCGUUAAUGUGUCUGAGGGACCGAUUCACAGCUUCAAUGCAACGGAUGGAGGAGUUUAUUACUGUGUGGCUGCAAAUAAACUGGGAAACCAGACGUCCCAAGAAAUCCGUCUUAUUAUUGAAGCAGAGACGUUUCUGAUAUCAACCCUAGUUUCUGCAAUGAUUGCAGUUUGUCUUCUCAUCUGCCUUCUUUUAAGUGUUUGCCACUUUAAGUACAAACAACCAACUGCAAAACAGACUCAGAGUGGAAAUCAAACACAGGGAGAAAUGUUUUAUGAAGAAUUUAACCACUUCAAACACAGACCUGAACCUUCAUCCACCUCAGUGCAGGACAGCAGUCAGCAGCAGGAGAUUCUGUGUUUACAGGUCAACAUGUCUGAGCCAGAAAAUAGCUCAACACUGAUGGCCGACGUCCCAAAGGAUCACAACAUUCAGAGUCAAACAAAUGACAAGCUGGAUUUUCUAAUGCCAGCCUAUGAAACAAAUGAAGAAUGCCUUAAUGAAUAUAUGAACGUCUUCGAGCGGAGACCUGAACCUUCAUCCACCUCAGUGCAGGACAGCAGUCAGCAGCAGGAGAUUCUGUGUUUACAGGUCAACAUGUCUGAGCCAGAAAAUAACUCAACACUGACGGCCGACGUCCCAAAGGAUCACAACAUUCAGAGUCAAACAAAUGACAAGCUGGAUUUUCUAAUGCCAGCCAAUAAAACAAAUGAAGAAUGCCUUUAUGAAGUUAUGAACGUCUUCGAGCGGAGACCUAAACCUUCAUCUGUCUCAGUGCAGGACAGCAGUCAGCAGCAGGAGAUUCUGUGUUUACAGGUCAACAUGUCUGAGCCAGAAAAUAACUCAACACUGACGGCCGACGUCCCAAAGGAUCACAACAUUCAGGUCAACAUGUCUGAGCCAGAAAAUAGCUCAACACUGACGGCCGACGUCCCAAAGGAUCACAACAUUCAGAGUCAAACAAAUGACAAGCUGGAUUUUCUAAUGCCAGUCAAUAAAACAAAUGAAGAAUGCCUUUAUGAAGUUAUGAACGUCUUCGAGCGGAGACCUGAACCUUCAUCUGUCUCAGUGCAGGACAGCAGUCAGCAGCAGGAGAUUCUGUGUUUACAGGUCAACAUGUCUGAGCCAGAAAAUAGCUCAACACUGACGGCCGACGUCCCAAAGGAUCACAACAUUCAGAGUCAAACAAAUGACAAGCUGGAUUUUCUAAUGCCAGCCAAUAAAACAAAUGAAGAAUGCCUUUAUGAAGUUAUGAACGUCUUCGAGCGGAGACCUGAACCUUCAUCUGUCUCAGUGCAGGACAGCAGUCAGCAGCAGGAGAUUCUGUGUUUACAGGUCAACAUGUCUGAGCCAGAAAAUAGCUCAACACUGACGGCCGACGUCCCAAAGGAUCACAACAUUCAGAGUCAAACAAAUGACAAGCUGGAUUUUCUAAUGCCAGCCUAUAAAACAAAUGAAGAAUGCCUUUAUGAAGUUAUGAACUUCUUCGAGCGGAGACCUGAACCUUCAUCUGUCUCAGUGCAGGACGGCAGACAGCAGCAGCAGGAAGAAAAGAAGAAAGAGUCAAAUCCAGAUAGCAGCUUAACACAGACCACCAAUGAUCCAAACCACCUCUAUGCUUCUGUCAAGAAGCAUAGGGGUCUUGUUUGAUUACAUGUAUUUACUUUUUCUUACACAGGUAAAUGACUUAGUUAGAAAUUUAUUAAUAAUCUGUUGUUUUAACUCUUCCCCGGAAGCUUUAAACCUCCUGUCCCUGCACCUUGCACGGCUUUGUGUUUCAUGAUAUGAUCAUUGUUCAUGCAUGUGUGCUUACUGUCUGUUAGGUUUUGCUUCUAGGUUAGCUUCCUGUUAGAUUUACAUUUUUAAUUUUGUAUUAUUUCCUCCAUCUGUUCUCUGGUUUUUAUUUGAGGCUGUCUUUAAGUUCAGGUUAAGUUUCCUGUGUGUUGGUCUUGCUUCAGCUUUUAUUUAUCAGAGUUUAUCCUAUUCAGUUGUCUUUAUUUCCUGCUCCUGUUAAACCCGGUUCUCAGUUGAUGAUUGCCACACCUGUCCACACACCCACACACACACACACACACACACGCACACACACACACAGGCUUUUUGCUAAACAUAUUUUUCUUCUUUUACAUUCCGUCCUCAAAAGGUCACGGGCACAUGUUUUUUUUUAGAAAAUCUUUGUCCAUGUGAAAACACUCAGACACAAUUGAAAUGCUUUCAGGUUCCAAACCAAAAUGUGGAGAUCUAGCCUCCAUCUAUGAAACCUUAAUGGCCCGUCAGAGGGAGGACAAUGUUUGGGCAAAGCAUGAAAAAUUAACCAGAAAUCAGGUUGCCACAAGACCCUCUUUUCAUGAUUUGACGUCUGUUUAAAUAAAGAUAAAUACUAAAACUACAUGUUCUCACUUAGUGGUAUGUGUAUGUAUAUAGCUUAGAAUUAAAGUGUUUUGUCACUUUAACACACAAACUAUAAGGAAUGUUUUUAUUUUAAAGCUGCAGUUUGUUUAAAUGUCAGUAAAUGGCAUCAUAAACUUAAAUCUGUUUACUUCAGUUGCUGCUGUUUGUUUUGUACAUAUUUAACCUAAGCAAGAAAAGUGCUGCUGUGAACUUUGAGUUAUUUUAUUUAAACCCAUCUAUAUGUGCCUAAGACUAUAAAAUUAUCUACCAGUAAAAAGUGGCUUUUUUUUUUUUUUUUUUUUUUAAUCACUAUCAAAUUCAUCAUUUUUCAGCUUCUUUUGUUGGCGAGUCAUAAAAUAUG
Melanotaenia boesemani (Boeseman's rainbowfish) is the source of this 4094-nucleotide messenger RNA. RefSeq lists its product as uncharacterized. Lineage: Eukaryota; Metazoa; Chordata; Actinopteri; Atheriniformes; Melanotaeniidae. Bases 404 to 2992 code for a protein of 862 amino acids. The transcript is spliced from 15 exons. The record is from RefSeq and is a predicted model, not a curated record.